Molecule: messenger RNA, 5039 nt
Organism: Drosophila rhopaloa
Lineage: Eukaryota; Metazoa; Arthropoda; Insecta; Diptera; Drosophilidae
Gene: wde
Product: activating transcription factor 7-interacting protein 1
Exons: 5
Coding region: 259-4656 (1465 amino acids)
Biological process (GO): regulation of DNA-templated transcription
Cellular component (GO): nucleus; transcription regulator complex
Molecular function (GO): protein binding; transcription coregulator activity
Source: RefSeq, a predicted model, not a curated record
UUGUUGUUGUCUGAUUUUAGUCUGCGUUUCAUUCUUCAUCGUUUAAGGGCAUCGGAAACGGAUUUGCCUGCAAAUUGUAAACAAAUCGUCAAAAAACUGUUAUAUUAUUUUAAAUCACUGUCCAUUGAGAGUUGUAGACGUGGGUUAUGUCAUAUCCCAAUAUUUUUCGUGACUAGGACAGUUAUUAAACGAGUUUAUCGGGUCAUAGGAAGCCGUUCAAUGUUUUCGGAAUAGUUUGGGAAACAAGAAGGAUACAAAAUGAUGGAAGUUAGCCAGAACGUCGAACUAAAGGAUUUGUCCUCAGAAGGGGCUUUAAUGCGGACUCUUUCAUCAGACCUCGGUGGUGAAGUAAAACCCCUCUCCACCCCUGCAAUUGGCCACGAAUCGAGUCGGACGUCCAGGGAUGAGGAGGACCUGUGUGAGCUUCCCAAUGGAGUCGAUACCACUGACACCGUCAAGGAUAUUAUAGACAAACCGGUAACAGGAUCGGACCAGGGGCGCAAUGCGGGCAGCGAUUUGGACGCACUGCUGGACAAGAUAAGCUCCAUUGUGGACUGUAGUCCCAGGAAUUCAGACGAUCUGGAGGCACCCGAUAAGAGCGAGGAAUGCGACUCUGCGUCGACGAAGGUAAAAACAGAUGAGACGGAGGAAAAUCAGGCAAAGCAUAGAGAAGUUAUAGAAGAAGAAGAGGUGGUGGAAUCAACAGAAAGCGAAGAUCGCGUGGAGCCGGUAUCCGAGUUAGAGACUGAGGAAAAAGCUGAAGUAGAAAAUAUUGAAGACUUCGAAGAAUACGCUCCAGCCAAAGAAUCGUCGGAGGAAAUCAAAGAUAUAGCUGAGCUGACAAAGGAAAUUAUUGAAAAACAAAAAGACGCGAAGGAAAAAUCGGAAGAAGAAGAUGUGGGCAAAGCACAUGCUGCGGAUAACAAUAAAAAAGAACGGGCAAAGGUAAACACCUCCUCGGAUGAUGUGUUUAUGGAUGCUCUAGACAGCAUUUCCAGUUCUGAUGAGUUUGAUGCUUUCGGUCCUCAGGAUUCUGAAAAGCCCAAGCUAAGUAAAAAGCUUAAUACCGGGGAUAAACCAGUUGCCGAACUGGAAGAAAUUUCCUCCGAUGAUGAAAUUCUUAAGGUCGCGAAGGUUGAUAUAGUUGAGCCAGCAAAACCCAAAGCGGACAUCAUAGAUUUGGACUCCUCCGACGAGUGUGUGGUUUGCGAGACGACAACGGAGGAACUGAACACCAUAGCCAAAAUAGAUGAUACCGUAAAAGUUACUCUUAAUAUAGGAGCAGCAACGGAUAAGGAGACUAAAAAAAAUAAAAUUUCAGAAAAACCCGUGGAUACGUCUGAAGAUGAGCCAGUUAAAGCUAACGAAGCGAGAGAGCCUCAGUUAGAAGAUAAUCCCACAGAGGACUCACCAAGCGUAAACGAAGACACAAAGGUAACCGAAGAGCCGCCAGAGCCCAUUUUUAUUGGAGGCGAAGAGCCCCCAUUAGUCGAAGUGUCCGAAGAGUCAAAGGAAACAGAACUGCCCGAGGAGGAUAAGAAUACAGAAAAGCCUAAAGUGGCCAAAGAUACUAAAGAGCUCGAUGAGGUCAACAAAUCUGAGCCGGAAGAGGGCAAGGAAACAGAAAAUCUUGAUGAGAUCAAGGAAACAGAAGAGCUGGAGGAGGCUAAUAUACUAAAAGAGGAAGAAGCGGACGAAGGAAAAAAAGAGGCGAAAGAGACCGAGGAAAUAGAGUCGAAAGAGACCCAGGGGUCAGAAAUCCCGGAAACGACGAAAGAAAUUGAAGACGCGGUGAAAAACAAGAAAAAAGAAAAGCCAGAAGAGGCACAGUCAACUGAGGAGACAAAGGAGACUUUUAUGAUCGAAGACGAGGAAACAGAAGAUCCUACAAAAGUGGGCAAAACUGAGGUAAAGAGGCAAGCUCAAACCAAGGAAAUAAACGACACCUCGACAGUCGAUUUGCUUAUGGAGACGGACCAAAAUACCCUCGAAAGAGAAGAGAAGAAAGUGAAAGAUGAUGAACCAAUGGUUAUAUCAGAAAAUAAGGAACCCAAAGUUAAUGGGGUUUGCGAAAAGUCAUCCGUUGACAAUGACAAGGAUUUGGUUAAGGAAAAACCAACUAGUGAAAAGGAAGCCAAAGAGACGGAGUCCGAUGACGAAGUAAUUUUCUUUGAGCCUAUUGAUAAGACCAUUAAGGUUGACCCUUCAGAAAGUAAGAUGUCCGAGAAUCCUAAACCUAAAGAUGACGAAGUUGUCCUUGUGUCAGAGGAUGAGGAUGAAGAACCGCAGGCAAAGAAGCUGGAAAAGGACCUUCUCCAAAGUACAGAGAAAGAAAAGACUGCCAAAGAACUUCCCAGUGAUUCACCAGCGGAAUCGACUGAGGCCAAAGGCCUACUAUUGGACAAUUCCGACAAUGCGUGUGAUCAGUUUGAGAAACUGAAGACACACGUUAAGGCGAAGUCCACUGCCACGGAGGAUGGAAACAGUAAUUCGAGCAAUCUUUUGCGGCCCGCUGAGGAGGUCGAGGAGUCGGCAUCGAAGCGAGUACGUCUUAGUACCGAUGAGAAAAUAGAACCUGAUCUGGAGACGGGGCUUGAAGAACCCCAAACAUCCUCCAUCGAAAAGGAAGCUAAGAAGGAAAUUGUCAAGCGGAGCCAUGACCUUCUAGGCAACAGUCCGGAUCGGGAAGAAGAAAUACCCAAUAAAAAACUUAAGACUGAAGACUCCGAUUCGAACAGCUCCGUCGACGGAACGCUCCAAAUUGACCUGGAUGGCCAGGACGAACAUAUGAAGGUAAAACCGGCGGGUUCACCCAAAGAAGAAGACGGAAAAGAACUUAAACUUGAGCUCAAGCCUGAACCGCAAAUCAAAAAGGAUAUUAAGCCGCUUCGUCUAGAGUUCUUUAAGUCCUUCCGCCGGAGCUUGGAUACAAUGACCCGCGACGAUUUGGAGGAGUUGGUGCUGCAAAAAGUCGUCGAAGGAAUGCUUGUCAAAAGUGAGUUUGCGGACAUCCGUUUGCAGCUCGACAAAUGCGAGAAUACACUGGCCACUUACCGACGGAAGAUUGCCGAGGUGUCCAAGCAGUUUCUCGACCUUGAGACUGUGCACAAGCGGGUGCUGAAGGAUCUGGAGACCAAGAACUCGCACUUCACAGCACCGGUGCGUAUAACGCGGGCCGUUGGCCUUCAAGUGGGUAUCCCGUUCAAGGCCAUUAAACCCACGGUCUCUGCUCCGGAACAGGCGCAUUCUGCAGGCAGUAUGUUGGCCCCGCCUAGCGGUACGCCUCCUAAGGCCAGCACCUCGCCGAUGCGAUCGCCAAUGCGGGCCAGACCACCCGUGCCUGGACCGGCCUUUUCAACAGGACCUUCAUCCGGCCUGGGUCCCAACCCCAGUACCACUCCAAGCCCUAGUCCCCAGCAGUCUCGGUCCACCGCUAAUAUUGCUCAAUCCCCUGCAGCGUCGGCCACACCCACGGCCCCAGUGCGACGGGGUUGCCUCCAAAAGGUAACACCACAGCGACCAGGGCCCGGUAACAUCCUACCUGUGCCGCAGGUCAACAAUCAAGCCAACGUGCACCGUUUGCAGACCACAUCGCCGGCUGCUCAGAGAACCAUGCACGCCUCCAAGCACACCGGAACCACUGCCUCCAUGGCGGCCUCGGCGGCCACAUUGGCGGCCAAGGUUGCCGCCAUGCGGAACCGGAAUUCUGCCUCCGCCUACGUGUCCCAGAAGCAGCAACAGUACCAAACACCUCGUCCUAGUCCUGGUUCCGGCCCCGGUCCCAGCCCAGCCAAACAAGCGCCUAAGUGCACAACGAAAGUGCGAGCCCAGCAGCCACCGCUUUCCGGUGCCACCGUCUCGGUGCCAAUGUCGUCUGCCGGCAGCGGGUCAGCGGGAUCUGGUGCCUAUGGCCAGCAGCAGCAGCCCAGCUUGGCGCCGGCCAAGCCCAAGGAAAAGGCCGUAAUCGACCUGACGGACGAGGAUGAUGCAGCAGCGGCGGCAAAGGCUGCCCAGGCUGCCCUGGCAUCCCAGGCUCAAAUCGAAGCGAACGCUCGUCUGCGACAGGCGUCCAAUGCGGCUGUGAAGCGGAAUGCCCAGGCGGCGGCUGGGACAAGAGGAGGUCGUGGAGGCGGAAGUGUGGUUCGAGCAUCACCGAUGCAACUGGGUCGUGUUAGUGCCCGUCAGAUAGUCCAAAACAAUGGUGCAGGUCAACGAAGUUCACUGGGCUCAAACGUAACCAUGCAGAUACGUUCGGAAAAUACCCCGCCGGCUGCUUCACGUUUAAGAUACUCGCAUCCUGCACCGCUGCCCACGUCGCCUGCCCAGCCCUUCAAUCCCGCCUGGAAAGUGCCACCUUCGCGACCCGUAAUCCGGAUCAGUUUGCUGGACACCGGAAUCGUUAUCUCCUGGACGCUGGAGGACACGAGUCCGCGGUUUGCUGAGUGUGUAACAUACCAGAUCUAUGCAUACCAGGAGACGAUUCAUGAGCCCAGCACGGAGAGCUGGCGGCAUGUGGGCGAUGUCAACGCCAUGCUCUUGCCCAUGGCCGUAACACUGAAUCAGUUCCAGGAGAACCAGCGGUAUUACUUUGCGGUGCGGGGCGUGGACAACCACCAGCGAUUCGGUCCGUUCAGUGUGCCCAAGACCUGGUCGUAAACAGAUUGUCGUGGUGGUCAUCGGCCACUUCCUUAGGACUAGAUAGUAGCUUCCGUAACCACAUGUAAUUUAUUUAUGUCCGCAUUUCAAGAUUUCGUUAAUAACGUAUUCCAUUCGAUCGCGUUACAACUUUGUUUCUCGAAAAUAGGCCGGAAUUAUGAGUUUAGUUUUAAUUUUUACAGAGAUUUUCGGUGAAAUUCUAAGGAGUAAUAAUUUAAAUAACUAAAAGUCAGACAGAAACAACAAAACAAAAAAAUUGCGUUUUAUUCACGUUAGGUUAUUACUUAUCACUAAUAAUUAAGUUCAAAACUUACAUGAAACAAAAUAUAAUAUUGAAUAAAUAUCAAAUGAAAAAAAGAUUUCGUUGUACGAAAUCGUGGCUA